Messenger RNA from Colletotrichum scovillei, 4400 nucleotides. Its product is annotated as GATA zinc finger. The transcript is spliced from 3 exons. Gene Ontology annotation, biological process: positive regulation of transcription by RNA polymerase II; negative regulation of transcription by RNA polymerase II. Lineage: Eukaryota; Fungi; Ascomycota; Sordariomycetes; Glomerellales; Glomerellaceae. The coding region runs from base 650 to 3628 and encodes 992 amino acids. The record is from RefSeq and is a predicted model, not a curated record. Gene Ontology annotation, molecular function: RNA polymerase II cis-regulatory region sequence-specific DNA binding; DNA-binding transcription factor activity, RNA polymerase II-specific; zinc ion binding.
GACGGACGCUGCCUCUUUUUUUUACAUCUCGCGCUAUUACCCGGAAAAUCCAGGCGACGCCGCGACAUCGAGUCCAAAGCCCAGCCAUCGAAACUUUCUUCUUCAUCUAAACACUUUCUAAACCUCUUUGGACAUUCCAGACACCCGUCCACUCCAACUCCCGACGCAUACAAACUCCGUCCAGAACCCAGAAUACGGAUUCCUUCGUCACAAGCGCGGGUACUAAAAGUGUGUGCCUGUCUCUCUGGACGUGGCGCUAGGUACCUUACUACGCACAUUACCUACCUUACCGACCUUACCUGUUCGUACCGCACGCAUACUACGUACCCACGACACUACUGUACGUACCGACCAACCUGGGCCUGUCCGAGUCGGAGACAAACUGCUGCUGCUUCUCCCGCUGCUGCUGCUGCUGCCCUUUAAGCCACCCAGUCAGAGAAAACGAAGUGAGGUAGAGAGUUGCAGCCAAGCGAACGUGGGGAAAUUCCUUCCUGUGACCCUCGACUCGACUCGACUCGACUCGCCGAAACCGAAACCUUGACUUCCUUCUCUACACUAGGAACCUCUUUUUUUUUCUUCUCCUUCCUCUUUCCCUUGAACCUACCACUCUUCACCCAUUUCUCUCUUCACCACCGUUGCUCCUCCUCACAUGGCUGCCACCAUUCAGUCACCCAUUGCGACUUCAAGUCCAUUCACCUCGAUGAAUCCCACAACAACAGAGCACGACUUUCGCUUCCCGCGGAGGCCUGACGACCACUACGCCAGCAACUCACAGUCGCAGUCGCAGUCGCAGUCGCACUCCCAGUCCCAGUCCCAGUCCCACGCACAGCAGCAGGCCCAGGCCCAGGCGCACACCCAGACGCAAACGCGGGCGCAUUCCAAAAACAGCCCCAGCGAACUGCCCGCCGGUCUUCGGGACCUACGUCUCGACCUCUCUGCCGCCCUCUACCCGAAUGCGCAAGACGAUUUUUUGAAAUCCUCAGAAUUUCCACCCUUCCAAAAGGCAACCAUGGACUCUAGCCAGAGCCCCGAGGAGAUGCAAAAGGAGGAUCCUUUAGCCACCCAGGUGUGGAAGUUCUUCAGCAAAACGAAGCACAUGUUGCCCAACCAGCAGCGCAUGGAAAAUCUGACGUGGAGGAUGAUGGCUUUGAACCUGCGCAAGAAGCAGCAGGAGGAGGAGAGAGCAAGACUCGCUCGAUCUGCGCCGGCACCUGCACCACCAGCUGCUACGCCCGCUGCGACAUUCAAUGUCAACCCACCCAGCGGCAUUGCCCAGUUGCGCAAGUCGUCAGAACAGAACGUGAACCACCCAGAACCCAUGAACCUCGAUGACUUCAUUUUCUCCGAGAAUAUCGCAACGCCAGUCACAAAUCCCUCGCCUCAACCAACAACAAAACACCACGAAGAGAAGAAUCAGAUGCAUCCCUCUUUCGCUUCCGCCAUCCCCAUCAAAUCGCGCAAAGAUUCAGCUGCCCAGCAGCACUUUGUCCCACAAUCCGUCCCCUUCCCGCCUCACCACCAAAAGACCCAUGACGAGUUCAACUACAUUACUCGCCAUCACCGGAAAACGAGCAUUGACGAGCGACGGACCCGUAAACGUCCGGCCGAUUUCUCUCCCCAUGUGCCCGCAGUCAACAGCACCACGACAACAACCAAUGACUUGGAUGCGGAUUCAGAACUUCACGAAUAUUCUCUCGAUAACGCCAACCAGAACAAUAUGUCGCAGAACCCGCAUCAGAACGGCGUUCCUUUCCCACUAGAUACCUACAACAUCGAAAAUGACCCUAUCAUCACCUCCGCCGGCCCCUUCCAACAGAACUUCUCUUUCUCACCAUCUACCUCACCCAUGAUACCCCACGGCCCGUUUUCCAGUGUUUACAACGGAUCCUCGGUUCAAUCCUCUUCUCUGAACCCCUCAGAUUUCUAUUCGCCCCCAGGAUCGGCUUAUCAUUCCACCGUCACCACGCCGCACGCCAUGACUGAUAACGACGGCUUCUACUUUGGCUCCAUGGAUAUCCGUGGCCAAAGGUCACAACAAUUCCGACAAGGCGGUCAAAGCAUGGGAAACCAAAUGAACCAGCAAUUCAUGUACAAUAACAACACCAACGGCAACCCCAUGUUCCCUGCCUCCGCGCCCACCACGGAGUCUGUCUUCGCCUCCAGCAGCGCACCGAGCCCGUUUGGGCACAUCGACCCAACACAGGUAUUCCAGCCUGACCAUCCAGUGCGCUCUCGUGGCAUGUCGCUCCCUAACGAGGGCAUGUUCACCUUUGGCGCCGAUUCGGACGAGGAGGAUGGCGGCGCCUUUGCUGAUCGCAACCUGGUCAUUUCGUCUCAGGACUUCUCCCCGGGACCGAUGGACGAGAGCAACUCACUGGGCUGGGAUCCUUCUCUGCCCGGUCAGUACAGCACACAAGCGGCGCGCUAUCCCGGCGGUCCCCCGCGAAAGCAGGUUACGAUCGGCGGUACCACAACGGACUACGUUGACAACGAUUGGGAAGGCGGUAACCUGCCGAGGUCUCAGUCGCAGUCCUUCAGGCAAGGAUCCGACAGGAGGGGCGGCAAGGUCCCGCGCACAGCGUCCACGCCCGCCGGUCAUCUCGGCCGCAACGGAAACCCCUUUGACCGCAUGGCGCAAUCCACGCCCAACUCCCCACCAGAGAACAAUGGCACGGUGUCUGGCUUCUCCUCCGUCGCCCCCAGCCGGCCAUCUUCUCCUCCCGGUUCCAAGUCGGGCUCUACAACCAACCUACAGGCCGCUGCUGGUGCUCAAGGCGAAGGCAACGCUCCGACAACUUGCACCAACUGCUUCACUCAGACCACGCCACUAUGGCGACGCAAUCCCGAGGGCCAACCCCUCUGCAACGCCUGCGGUUUGUUCCUCAAGUUGCACGGGGUUGUUCGUCCUCUGAGUUUGAAGACGGACGUGAUUAAGAAGAGGAAUCGCGGGUCUGGAGCCAGUUUGCCUGUAGGGGGGACAAGCACGAGAUCGAAGAAGAACGCAGCGAGCGCAUCGGGCCCGGGCUCCCGCAAGAACUCAACGCUUGCGGUCUCUACUCCGGCGAACAACGUCACUACACCACCUGCUGCCGCUCGAGCCGGUAGUGCGAACGAGGGGGAGAGCCCUGCUAGCGGUGCCGCAUCGGGCGGAAACACGGCGGGUAGCACACCGACGAGCUACGGCACAGGCUCCUCUACCGGCGCUGCUGCCGGAGGAAAGGGCGUCGUGCCGAUUGCUGCUGCUCCACCCAAGAACACCCCUGGGCCCGGUGCUGCAGCCCUGUCACGCAAUGCCGGAACAUCCUCUUCUUCAGGCUCGUCCAAGCGCCAGCGUCGUCACAGCAAGAGUGCUGGCAGCGAAGGCCUCGCAGGCAUGGAUGUAGACAGCCCCGAGACCUCGACCGGAUCUCCCAACGAGGCUGCAAAGUCACUUGGAUCCGCCACUGGUCUUGCGGGCAUGCCGACGGCGGGCUCGCUGGGCUUGGCCAACGGCUUCGGAAUGACUCAACGCCCCAUGAUGGGGACCGGCAUGAUGGGAAUGCCUGGGGGCCAGAAUGGCCAGAUGAUGAACCCAGGAGGCCCUGCUUCCGGUCCGCAGGAGUGGGAAUGGCUUACGAUGAGUCUGUAAAGGGGAUGUGAAUUUCCCUCACGCAACGACCAGACGAUAGUAGCGAGCGGCAGUGCUCGCCCCGGAAAUGCUGCACAAGGGCUCUCUCUAACCUAUUCCCCGUUAGGGGCGGUGGUGUCGUGGCACGCUAAUUUUCUGUUCCAAGGUCUAUCUGACUUUUGAUAUGGUCACGGCGCAUCAUGAUUUUACUGGCUAUUAUUUUUACGAAUUUUGUUUGAUACCACCAUGGCCGUGAUUACUGGUCAUUGCGCGGCGGUCUUCUGUUUUUGGUCCGCCUACACGAAGAAAGAUAAUUUGGGCUAUAUGCUUUGCUUACUCGAUAUCCUGCAUGCGAGGCCGGCGAUACCUACGGUGCAUUCAACAUGGAUUCCCAAUCGAAUCGAAUCUCGAAUGAACCAAGGACUACUAGAGCGCUCGUCAGUUCGGAUACAUGACCUAAUGCGCCGAGUAAUGAAGGAGACUUUGACGGGGGUCGACCAAAGUCGAAGGAUAUCACGAAGCUGCUUUGACGCGAAGAGGCGGAUCUUAUUUUACGAGCAUGACUGGGACCUUUCUUGCUUACAAUGAGCGUACGGUUACGUAUCUGGGCGUCUUCGGAUUUUGCGGGCGGGAUAAGGAAUCCAUUUUCCAAGCGUUCUAGAAGGGCGUCUUUGAAAGACUUGGACGAGCGCCGGCGACACAUGAUUUCUUUUUGCGGGAGGAGAUGGGACUGGGGAAUUCAGAGGACUUAUCACUUUGGAUCUUGUUAUACCUAGAGCUCUGCAACCGGAUG